UCUCUCUCUCUCUCUCACAUCCACAGGCUUUAUUAUAACACGCAGUGCAAGUGCAGGCUCACUCGUUGUACAGUCACAUGAAAUAAAGUGGAUGUUAUGCAGCUUAAUCUGACAAAAAAAAACUGUCCCGGUAUUUUUACAACUAUCUCAAGGUAAUGUGGACAGUGACAAAGCUUCACCAAACAGCUGCAAGCUAACAGUAGCGUUGGCGGAGAGGAUCCAGUGCAGUGCAGCUAGCUAACCUCACAGCUGUUGAAGGCUCCAGAACCUGCACCGUCUCACCCUCCAUCCCACCCCGCUGGAAGUAACGCUACCGCCCGGGAGGAGGACAUGAACGAGCUGGUGAAGAGUUUGCCUUCCCCGACUCUCCCGGGGAUCCUCCUGCCCUGUGCGGAUACCUACAAAGGCUGGCUCUUUAAAUGGACCAACUACCUGAAAGGCUACCAGAGACGGUGGUUCGUCCUCAGUAACGGCCUGCUGUCCUAUUACAGGACUCAGGCGGAGAUGGCACACACCUGCCGGGGCACGAUUCCUGUUGCAACAGCAAACAUUGAGGUGGGUGACACCUGCCACUUUGUGUUAACAAGCGGAGGAAGAAACUACCACAUGAAGGCCACCUCUGAUGGAGAGUGUCAGCGAUGGGUGUCAGCCCUGCAGCAAGCAAAAGCCCAUGCCACUCCGCUGAUGCCUCACUCAGAUGACUCAGGGGAUGAAGGCCCUGGACCUCAGGAAGAUCGAGCCCUAACCCAAGGGGUGCUCAAGAGUCUGGCCAGCAAGCUAGAUGACCUGAGCACCUGUAAUGAGCUGAUCGGGAAGCACGGCGCCGCCCUCCAGCGCUCCCUCAGCGAACUUGAGGAUCUGCGUGGAUCUGUUGAUAGCACAGACAGAGUUAAAGCUGUUAAUGAGCGAGCCACCCUUUUCCGCAUCACCUCCAAUGCUAUGAUCAAUGCUUGUCGUGACUUUCUGGACGUAGCUGAAUCUCACAGCCGGAGGUGGCAGAAGGCCCUGCAGUAUGAGAGAGAGCAGCGUCACCAUCUGGAGGAGACCAUCGAACAGUUAGCCAAACAGCACAACAGCUUAGAGAGAGCCUGGAGGGAGAAUCCCACCUCAUACACAGGUGUGGAGCGGUCUCAGGGGGGGGAGGCGAGUGAUGAGAAUGACGAGGCCGAGUUCUUUGAUGCCAUGGAGGACUCCCCUGCAUUCAUAACUGUUACUACGAGUGGAAACAUACAACACAAGCGCUCAGGGAGUAAUCAGAGUAUGAUGAGUGGAGGAGUGUCCAAUGACUGGAGUCACAAUGAGAAUGAUACCUCAGGUACAAACCACAUGCAGCUACGAAGAACGAGACGCAGCCGUAUUCCUGACAAACCAAACUACUCCCUCAACCUGUGGAGCAUCAUGAAGAACUGCAUCGGCAAAGACCUGUCCAGGAUACCCAUGCCUGUAAACUUCAACGAGCCGUUGUCCAUGCUGCAGCGUCUGACUGAAGAUCUGGAGUACAGCGAGCUUCUGGACCGGGCAGCUCGCUGCGACUCCUCUCUGGAGCAGAUGUGCCUGGUAGCUGCUUUUUCUGUCUCCUCCUACUCCACCACAGUCCAUCGCACAGCCAAGCCCUUCAACCCACUGCUGGGGGAGACGUACGAGCUGGACCGACUGGAGGAGUAUGGUUAUCGCUCCAUCUGUGAGCAGGUCAGUCAUCAUCCACCAGCUGCUGCCCACCAUGUGACAUCACAGCGAGGAUGGACUCUGUGGCAGCACAUCACCAUUGAUAGCAAGUUUCGUGGGAAAUAUAUUUCUGUCAUGCCUUUUGGAAACAUUCACCUGCAGUUCCACUCAAAUGGAAACCACUAUGUGUGGAGCAAAGUGACUUCAACAGUGCAUAACAUUAUUGUGGGGAAGCUGUGGAUUGAUCAGUCUGGAGACAUUGACAUUGUAAACAACACGACAAAGGACACCUGCCGUCUCAAAUUCUCCCCAUACAGCUACUUCUCCAGAGAUGUCCCUCGUAAAGUGACAGGAGUAGUAGAGGACAGAGAGGGCACAGCACAUUACAUCCUGUCAGGGACGUGGGACGACAAGAUGGAGAGUGCCAAAAUAGUGGACAGCAGCCAGGGAUGCGGGGGAUCAGAAGGCAAACAGAAGACAGUUUAUCAGACUCUUCAGCCCAAGCUGUUGUGGAAGAAAUACCCUCUACCAGACAACGCAGAGAAUAUGCACUAUUUCUCCUCCUUGGCUCUGACUCUAAACGAGUCAGAGGAUGGCGUUGCUCCCACUGACAGUCGUAUGCGGCCGGACCAGCGUCUGAUGGAGGCGGGAUUGUGGGACGAAGCAAACUCUGAGAAGCAGCGGCUGGAGGAGAGUCAGAGGCUGGAGAGGAAAAGAAGGGAGGCACAAGCAACACAGGCACUGGAUGAAGGGCAAGACAUCGAGGGUUACCAGCCACUGUGGUUUGAGAAGAGGACUGAUGAUUCGUCAAGAGAACACACCUACAUGUACCGGGGCGGCUAUUGGGAGGCCAAAGACAGACAGGACUGGAGCCAAUGUCCUGAGAUCUUUUAGGACGUGAAUUCCUCUCACAACGUGUCAUCAGACACGCUGAAAUGUUCCUCUUCAUGUAAGGAAACCCUGUGCGUUAAGGACUAUUUUUUGGGUGUGUGCGUGUGUGUGUGUGUCUGUGUGAGAGUGAACCAGCUGUUUAACGUAGCUCCUGGAAUUUGAAGCACAAAACAGCUCCUGUUUCCACCUACUUAUCUCCUCUCUUCUGCUCUGUUACACUUUGUGUUUGCAGAAUGCAUGGCCUCAGUCUAUGUGUGCUGUGUAAACGCUUAUUCAGCACUGCAGGGAACUUAGACUUCAGAGCACAUAAAGUUCUCAUGUGUGUCUAUGGAGCAUAAAUACUCUUCACAUGCUUCACAAAGACAUGAUUCCUGCGCCAAACACACUUAGUUUAGUAGGGGAGUGAAACUCGGAGACAAGGGGGGCUGCAUUUGCUUUGGUGCAAGUACUGAAUGUCUUGUUCUCCAGAAAGCCAGUACAACGUGUUCCUCAUGCUGGUCUCCGACACAGACACAAGCUUUUAAAAGGACCCCAAUAGGACAACUCAUGCUCAUGUGCUAAAAGGUUUCUCACACAGAAUUCCAUCGUCUGAUCCACCUGAUCACUGGAGAUGUUUGCUGUUCUCCCUCUUAAGAUUAAAAUAGUAUCUUUAAGUGUAUACAUGUAUGUUCCGUUUUGAACUUGUACAAAUUCACAACAGACAGCCUGUUUUACAAACUGAGAGCAUGGAGUUCUUGGAGUUUGCGAAGUUGGGCGGGUCUAACUGGAGUUGCAUUGUGGGAGAUGUAGGACCCAGCGUUUUUAGUGGCUGAUGCAUACAGAGGAUUUAAAGUCAGGAUACCAAAACAUAAACUGCACUGCUCUAUGUAUCAGAUAUAUAUUAUAUUAGAUUUCUCAUGACUGAACUUCUGAAAUGUAAACCUGCUUAACCUGGGGGAUUUAUUUUGGUGCUAAAUGUUAAUUUUAGCCUUAAUUUUGUGAAGAUGUAUAAAGUCUCUUGUAAACACUGCAUCAAAACAGAAAGAUGUAGUGCAGCUUAAAGAUACAAUCUUUCCUUCAGGGGUACUUGCAUGAAUACUUCAAAUUGAAUUGUAUUUUAUUAAGUAAAAAUUAAACUCAAAAUAUCAAGUUAAAUAUUUUGGUAAGAAGCAACAAACUUGUUAUCCCUUUCUGAAACAAUAAGAAUGGCUGGUCCUGUGAAGGGUUUCUUUCACUAAAUUGUUUCAUGUUAGCAAUAACUACAUGGUCACUUGAGAAUUUGAAAAAGUCCCAGGUCAGGAAGGUUUUUUAUGCAGCAAAAAAGUUGAAUCCACAUUAUUCAGUUAGUUUAAGAUUGUCAUGUGAUAAAACCUGAUGUAUACACAGAAAUCAGAAAACCACUUAAAGAAAGCCUUAGCAUAACGUAUGCUAAGGCUUUUUGUGCAAGCAAGCACUAUUGUAGAUGAGUAGUGAAUGUACAUUCUAUAUCUAACCAACUUAUGAAUAGAUUUCAGCUUCCCGUGUAUCGUACAUGCAUUGGAUGGUUGAUUUUUUUGCCUGUUUAUAGCAAGAAAUGAAUAGAGAUAGUAUCACUAUUAAUAGUCGCUGUAAGAAGUUAUUGUUUCACAUUACUUGAACAUUCACAUAUUGGUCGCCACUUCAACUCUAUUUGUGUAUAGAUCAUUUUAAUGGAGUCAAGAUUGUAUACCAGCUCAUGAGAUGUUGGGGAAAUAAAGAUGAUGGUUUUAAGUUACCAAAUGAAGUUAAGAUACAGUAUGUAUAAUAUUUACGAUGCAAGUGAGGUGUCGUUCAGAACAAGCACAAUAUAACGUUUUUCUGCAGGUAAUGAAAAAUACAUGCUUCAUAGACUCAAAGUUUUCCAUGGUAACACAUAGCUAUGCAUGGUUUUAGAGUGCUGAAGCACUUAUGUAGUGAAAAGCCUCUUCACCUAGAUAAUUGUUUGUUGACUCUUACUGAAACAUGAUGUGAACUCACCUUUUGUGCCCUAUGACCUCAGAAAUUUGACAUUUUUGAGCUCAAUAAAAACAUAAAGCUGUCA
Molecule: messenger RNA, 4594 nt
Organism: Notolabrus celidotus (New Zealand spotty)
Lineage: Eukaryota; Metazoa; Chordata; Actinopteri; Labriformes; Labridae
Product: oxysterol-binding protein 2-like
Exons: 14
Coding region: 331-2559 (742 amino acids)
Cellular component (GO): membrane; cytosol; intracellular membrane-bounded organelle
Molecular function (GO): cholesterol binding
Source: RefSeq, a predicted model, not a curated record